AACGCGACAUUUUCCAAAAUUGAUUAGGGAGAGUGGGGGAUACGUGAUUUAAUACAACUCCCUUUCUACAGUGUGUUCUUGGGUACCCUCCAUAUCCGCAGCUUGAAGUAGCUAAUGACAUGCUAACUAGAGAGAAGUUAAUUAAGCUCAAUUAUACUACCAAAUUAUUCAGGUCACGCAAACACUCACUCUGUCCGCUUAAACAGCUUCAAAGAUGUUCAUUCGAAGGGCUUGCCGUGGUUUUCUCGCUAGGACUCAACCUAUUCCAUGCGUAUCAAAGGCUCGCAAAAUAACUACAAGUUGGAUAUCAUCGAAAAAAUUCAACUAUCCCCUGACCCCAGACGAUGUGCCUCGAACAGCAGGAUUACCCACGAUGUUUCGGCUUCCUUCGCAAUCAACAGCUGAGGGGCUGGAUGCGUGUUUUCUUGGGGUUCCAUUAGACACUGGUACUUAUGCUCACCGGACUGGAGCGCGCAUGGGUCCCAGACAAAUCCGCUGUGAAUCUUGUUUGAUACGUCCUCACAACACACAUACAGGAGCUGCACCUUAUGAAUCGCUGAUGGUAGCUGAUGUCGGUGACGUGUCGACCAACGUUCUUAAUCUUGAAGCCAACAUUGAAAUAAUACAAAAACACGUGGCCAGCAUUGUCAACACGGGAUGUAAACCUUUGAUAGUGGGCGGAGACCACACCAUCACAUAUCCUAUUUUGAAAGCCAUCAAGGAUAAAUAUGGUCCUGUUGGCAUGUUACACCUUGAUGCCCACCCAGAUACAUCUGAAACAACGUUUGGUGAACGAAUAUCCAACGCGACACCAUUCCGCCGCGCAGUGGAAGAAGGACUGCUGGACUGCAAACGAGUCGUCCAGAUUGGUUUGAGAGGGACUGGAAACUCUCCUGUCGACUACGAAUUUGGAAGAAGCCAUGGUUUUAAAAUAGUUCCCGCCAAGUAUUGCUGGUAUAAGUCCAUGGAGCCCCUAAUGGCGCAGGUCAGAGAGCUUAUGGGUGACGCACCUGUUUUCAUCAGUUUUGAUAUUGACGUCAUCGACCCAGGCUACGCCCCUGGGACAGGAACUCACGAAAUUGGAGGUUUGACGGUUAUUCAAGUCCUAGAGAUAAUCAGAGGAUCUAAAGGAAUGAAUAUAAUUGGUGGAGAUUUGGUAGAGGUUAAUCCAUCAGUUGACCUGCACGGAGCCACUUCAAUCCUGGCCGCUAAUUUUUUGUAUGAGAUGAUGUGCGUUUUGCCCGGAGUGAUCUACAAAGAUGCGCCUUCCUCGGAUUUUCAGUUCUAAGCCGGAAGUCUUGCCACUUAUACUGUCACGCAAGGAGGAAUGUCGUGUUAGGACCUUGUGAGAGACUAGAAAAUGCUAUUAUGGCUGGUUUUUAACUUAAAAGUUAAAAGAAUGUUUUUCGAAUCGUUAUGUUAUUAAUUCGCUUUCAAGAUAAGUGUCUAACUAGUGAGCUUUUUUAAAAACGCGAAAUACAAAUUUCUCCCAGCUCA
Molecule: messenger RNA, 1497 nt
Organism: Orbicella faveolata
Lineage: Eukaryota; Metazoa; Cnidaria; Anthozoa; Scleractinia; Merulinidae
Molecular function (GO): metal ion binding; agmatinase activity
Source: RefSeq, a predicted model, not a curated record